Pleuronectes platessa (European plaice) is the source of this 3017-nucleotide messenger RNA. RefSeq names its product ARV1 homolog, fatty acid homeostasis modulator (gene arv1). The transcript has 6 exons. Gene Ontology annotation, cellular component: Golgi apparatus; cortical endoplasmic reticulum. Gene Ontology annotation, biological process: regulation of plasma membrane sterol distribution; intracellular sterol transport; sphingolipid metabolic process. Bases 16 to 975 code for a protein of 319 amino acids. The record is from RefSeq and is a predicted model, not a curated record. NCBI's taxonomy places the organism in Eukaryota, Metazoa, Chordata, Actinopteri, Pleuronectiformes, Pleuronectidae.
CUGGUUCUGUGAGAGAUGGAGAAAAAAAAACACGAAACAUCAGGGGACGGCACAGGAAGGAAACUACACAACUGUCACUGUGACAAAGUGAAAGAUCAGAAGAUAAACACAUUACAACACAAAGUCUCAAGGCUCUUUGGAAGAAACAUUUAUCAAGGACAUUUUUUCAAGGCGGGGGCUGUGUGCAGCCACCUUACUUCCGGUUGCACAGUCCCAGCAGCUAGCAUCUCCUCGAGUCAACCUCCAGAGGAGAAGAUGAAGAAACGCGUGUUUAGAUGUGUGGAGUGUAACGAGGGGGCGACGGAGCUGCACCGGGACUACAGUAACGGCAUCCUGAAGAUCACCAUAUGUGAGUCCUGCAAAAAGCCAGUGGACAAGUACAUAGAGUAUGACCCGGUCGUCAUCUUGAUUGACGCCAUCUUGUGCAAGACGCAGGCGUUCAGACACAUUUUGUUCAACACCAACUUGGACAUCCACUGGAAGUUGUGUGUGUUCUGCCUGCUGUGUGAGGCGUACCUCCGGUGGUCUCAGCUCCACGGCUCCGAGCAGAGCAGCGACCCGGCCGACAUCAUACGCUACACCAAGGAGUGGGAGUUCUACGGCUUGUUUGGAUUGGCCGCCCUCGAGCUGUCGGCGUUCUGCGGCAGCGUGCUGCUCUUCCUCUGGGCGGUGGUGACUCGUCUGCAGGGCGGGAGCCUGGAGCUGCGCCUCCUCGUCCGAGCUCUGCUGCUCUCCUGCUACGGGAAGGUCCUCCUCGUCCCCGCCGUCAUCUGGGAGCACGACUUCUCCCCGCUCUGCCUCGGCCUCAUCAAACUGUUUGUGCUCACUUCCAACUCGCAGGCUAUCAGAGUGAUCCUGAACAGCAGCAGACGUCUGUCACUGAUGGCUGUGUGUUUAGGCGUGCUGUCAGAGACCUGCGUGGCUCAGGCCUGUAAAAAGCUUUCAUGGAGCCUCCAGGAGAUGUUGACAGACUGAGACUGAAGUCAAUGAUCUCAGGGAAGGACACGUGAUCGUCGAGCUGUGACAGAAUGAAACAAACCUUCAGCAUCGGUUCCUGUGAAGCAGAGACGGAUGCAGACGCCUUAAUGAAGUGGCGACAGGUUGAAGCUGCUCAGUCGGAGAUGAAGAGGAGCAGAAGAUAUUUAUUUCUCAGGAUACAUUGAGUGCAGAUAUUUGAACUGGCAGACUGAAAAGGUGCUGAAUCCUUAAUCUUGUUUUUAAAGUUUUUAAGCGGACAAUGAAUCAUAUUAAGAUCCCAGUGUGUUUGUUAUGUAUUACUUUGUGUGGACAGCCGUGGAGAGGAGCUAGGACAUGAGGAGCGUCCCAUGAUCUCCAUUACUGUUAAACAUGCUCUAACUCCUGGGUCACUUAAACAAAGAGCCUGAGGUUGUUAAUGGACUCUAAGUAGUUCUGUGUGUGGACAGGACGCUCUUCACAUUCUUUAGCUCAUUGGUGAAAUUCUCACAUUCACUCACACACACACAAGAUAAAUGUUGAUACUUCGGGUUAGUAAAGAAAACCUGUUGACUUUUGUCUUAUUUAACUUUUGUAAAUGAGCUAAUGAGCCAAAACAAACACCAGAAUGGACACACAACAGCCAAUAAAUUAGAAUUAACAUGUUAAGAACACGCCAAAGCGGCACACGCAACAAAACCUCACGUUUGACAACUGAUUAGAAUCUUACCAGACGUCUGAUUUACAAUAACCAUGAUGAAACAUGUUGAUUAGCUUCAAACGUCUCCACCCACCAGCCCUGGAAUGUGGAUCAUGUGUCUGUCCACAGAACAGAUGUCCGAAGCACAAAGUGUUUGUGGAAUGAGGAGAAUUUACUCACUUCAGCUGGAAUGUGACAGCUGAGCUUGUCUCGACUCCCACACGUCUCUGCAGGAGUCAUGAAGUUGUUAUGAACUGAGGCACAUGUGACGAGAGGCCGAAUUUCUACCGGACAAAAACAUCUGCUGCUGCUGAUGGAGAUAAAAGGAAGAGACAGAUUCAGUGGAAUCUGCUGCAGGCGUCGUGGAUAUAUCAUUAACUCUGACACUUUGUCCUAACGACCAAAAACGAAUGCACUGUUCUGUUGCUGCUGUAGAUUGUGAGUGAGUCGUGUCCUUCAUCCCCUGAAGGGUCACAGAGAGAAUUAUCACUGAUGACUAUUACCUCACAAUGCUGUUCCUCUUCCCUUGGGCAAUAUGUUUUGCAUACACUUUAAUAAUUGUCCUUGUCCUCACACUACGGGCUGAAGCGUUAGUAUUUCAGCUCAGCUUCUCUGAGUGCGACGCCCCAGUAAGGAUCAUCUAAUUCAAGUUUUAUUUGAACUGGGCAUUUAGUCUUCAGAUGUUGUCUGUGGAGCCCAUGAAGGGUCUAAUGUCUAACUGAGACCCUUCAGGGGCCCAGAACCAUAAAGUCAGAAAGCUGUGCUGAAAGAAUAACAUCCUCUCAAACUGACCUUUAAAUAAAAGAGGCGGCCAGUCUUUCACUUCUUCAUGUGAAUUAUACUUUAACAAUGAAUUUAUUUAGCAGAGAACCAGAUUGUUUUGUAUUUUUCUACUUUUUGUUUUUCAAAUGUGCAGAGAGAUAUGAUAUUAUAAUAGCUGUGGCUUUCUGUCAAAGACCAGCUCUCGACAUUUGGGUGCGACACGUGUUCCUGUGAUGAAUUAUGUAAAACGACUCCACAGUCUGCAGAGAAACAGAUAAAUGUUGCAGCAUGUGCAGCCGGCGCCGUCUGUCACUCACAAGAUAUGAAAGGAGAAAUUCAAAAUGUUUGCACUUUAACACAGCGGCUCAGGGUUGUGAUGUGAUUUUGUGUUUGCGUGUGCUGCCUCUGCAUAUGGAUACAUGUUAUUACAGGUCUGAAUAGUUGAGGAUACAGCACAUGAACGUGGAAUGUGUCCUCGCCCUGGGUGGAUCUGUAACAGAGUCUCUGUGGAAAUCAACAACAUCUCAAUGAGGAAAAACAAAGAUCUAAAGCUUGGAUUCGUUAAAUCGAUGCACAAGUGUAAAUAAACAUGAUAAUUAUG